AUGGCUCCACGAAACGCCAAAAGAUUCCCAUGCCCCAAGGUCGGAUGCACCAAGUCAUUCGUGCGGAAAAUGGCGCUGCAAUCCCAUCUAGAUGGCCGUCAGCACGCCAACCUGCGGCGGUUCCAAUGUCCCGAAUGCCCCACCCGUUUCGUGCGCAAGGAUGACCGGAGAAAGCAUCGAGAACGAAAGCAUCAACAACUGGCGAGGUUCAGCUGCGGCGCAAGCAGCUGCAGUGCUGCAUACGCAACAAGGCACGAGCUCAAUCGCCACCUGAGACGCUUUCCCGAGCAUAUUCAGGACGAGGGCAAUCCAAGCGCCUCCUUCCAAGAGGUGACGGCUCUUGCAGCACCGAACGAGAAUCCCCACCAACAGGAGGUCGACCAACAGGAGAUCGACCAGCGAUACGAAGAACAGUGGCAGCUACUAGUCGGCUGUGGGAGUUGGGCUGAAUUUCCUGCUGUGCUCGAGGACGAGCGAGUCCAAGAUGAAGAAACGGGAGGGGGACGUCUUGUGGCUGAAUUGUCGCUGACCAUCCUAGAGAAUGACCCCUUCUUGCUCUCUGAACAUGAGCUUCAUUCCCCUAGCGACGAUGCACUCAUGCAGUCGUCCAGAUCCACGUUACUCGACUGCGCUGGAGAACCGCGAGAAGUUGAGCUUCAGAAUAGGUGGAGCAGGAUCAGAGAGUUCUUGCAGGCCUUCAAUUCUGCAUGGGACGAAACAUACGAGAGUAUAACAUCCCCAAGCUGGGUGAGUUAUGCGAGGCCUUUGGGUUCCAUGAUGGCUCUCGACAUGCCCUUUGUGGGGACAGGUUCAUUCGUAGAGCGGGACCUGCCAUUUGCCGCCGAACCAAACCCCGCCGCCCUGGCAGACAACCAAGCAGUCUUGGAUCAGUUGGUGAAAUUUGUCCGCUCCUCCUGGUAUCAAUAUGAUUUUUCCAACCUUGAGGUUGAUCUUCGCCAACUAUAUGCCAAAUUGGCCAACGGGUUUCGAAGGUUUCGGGAGCAUGGAGUGGGAGUACUCGAGCAGCAUGUGAAGAAGCUGCUUCAACAGGCGUUUAAAGAAGAGUUAGCCAGGCGUAAUGAGAUCGAGCGCGACAUCCUCUUUGACCUCAACCAGGAAAUUAGGGAUUUCUGCGCCGCCAGGGAUACUGGGACAUCUUUUGAUAAGCUCGCGAAAGAGUUUCCACAUGCGGACAUCUGGGAGUCACUUGCAGAUAUUUCUGACGAACAAGAACUGAGAGUCAAAUAUCAGAUGGAGACGCGGUUUCUGGUGCAGCAGAAGCAACGAGAGUUGUCGCAUGCAUAUUCAGGAGCGAAUUUGACCCUUGAGUGGCUCGAGGAGGCCAUCCGGUGUGCCCUUCUGGCUCGCCAAUUUUGCAAGUCUAUCAUCUCUGGACACACGGACAGCACCAUUGAGACGGUACGCACCGCCUCACAGCGAGCAGUUGAAAGUGUUAUUGCAACGGCGUCUCAUGUGCAGGAAGAGUGCGAGAUGGACCUCGAUGUCCGCGACUGA
This is a messenger RNA of Fonsecaea multimorphosa CBS 102226, 1515 nucleotides long. RefSeq lists its product as uncharacterized. Lineage: Eukaryota; Fungi; Ascomycota; Eurotiomycetes; Chaetothyriales; Herpotrichiellaceae. The record is from RefSeq and is a predicted model, not a curated record. Gene Ontology annotation, cellular component: nucleus. Gene Ontology annotation, biological process: regulation of transcription by RNA polymerase II. The transcript has a single exon. Bases 1 to 1515 code for a protein of 504 amino acids. Gene Ontology annotation, molecular function: RNA polymerase II cis-regulatory region sequence-specific DNA binding; DNA-binding transcription factor activity, RNA polymerase II-specific.